UGUUUAGCAUUCGGCUAGCCGAAUCUACCCAUAGCGGUGUGUGUGCUUGUGUGGGGAAGCAAGGUGAUCCGAGGAAAUAAGAAUGGCAGCACACGCCGUGCUUAACACAGCAAAUAGAUUGAAAUUAAUUCCGGCAAAUACGUAUACUGGACAUUUUAUAAACGGCAUUAUUUACAAAAUCCAGGCAUGCGGAUAUGCCAAGAAACCCACUAUGAAAGGAAAGGGGAAAGGAAUGACGAAAGAGGUUCUGACAGGCCCAGAAGUGUGUAAGGAUCCUGUGCAGUUAACGACUCACGCUGUGGGGGUCAACAUAUUCAAAGAAGGGCAGGACCCCGCUCUGCGUCCUGUUGAGGAGUACCCCGAGUGGCUGUUCAAGUUGAAUCUGGGGCCUCCACCGAAGCUGGAGGACCUGCACCCCGAGACCCGGCAGUACUGGAGGGUUGUGCGAAAGCAACAUAUGUGGCGCUUCAACAGGUUACACCAGGGCAAAAGAUUUUAGAGGACUGGGUCUUGCCAUUUUGGCUCUCAGCUGUGCUGACGAGCUCAGUCUGAACGUCAAGACCCCAUGGUGUUGGUGGUGGCAGCUGUCUUGUUUUAUCCACCAUUCACACCGGAUCACAAAAUCCAGCUUUGAUCACCAGACAUGACUUGGAUAGUUUCCAAUGUUUUUACUUUUCAUUAAAAAAAAAGGCUAAACAAAUCUAUUUUGUCCGUCCUCAAGCCAGCCUGUCAUUUUUGCCUAGUGGACUAGCUGGGGAGCUGUACGAAAGGAUAAUCGUGGCCUAAAUGUUUCAUGAUGAUGAUGAUGAUGAUGAUG
Messenger RNA from Conger conger (European conger), 817 nucleotides. It is a transcript of the gene mrpl54, whose product is annotated as mitochondrial ribosomal protein L54. Gene Ontology annotation, cellular component: mitochondrial large ribosomal subunit. The transcript has 3 exons. NCBI's taxonomy places the organism in Eukaryota, Metazoa, Chordata, Actinopteri, Anguilliformes, Congridae. Gene Ontology annotation, molecular function: structural constituent of ribosome. The record is from RefSeq and is a predicted model, not a curated record. Bases 83 to 499 code for a protein of 138 amino acids.